AUGGAGGGCAGCGGUCACUUCAAACCAACACCUGCGAAUUUCGACCAGGUAUUGAAUAGCUCGACCGGCACCAAUGCGACUUUAACGCCUAAUAUUGAAGAAAAGAGAGAAAGUUUUGCUUUCCAAGUCACCUUAGCAUCCGUUCUUGGUCUGCUUACUCUUGCCACAAUACUUAGCAAUGCAUUUGUCAUCGCGACCAUCUCCCAGUCCAGGAAGCUCCAGACACCGGCGAACUUCUUGAUCGCAUCCCUGGCCGUCACGGACCUUUUGGUGUCGGUGCUCGUGAUGCCCAUUUGCGCGCUUUACACGGUCACCCACGAGUGGACGCUUGGACAGGUUAUUUGCGACAUCUGGUUGUCCUCAGACAUAACCUGUUGCACCGCGUCCAUCCUCCACCUGUGCGUAAUCGCCUUGGAUCGAUACUGGGCUAUCACGGACGCGGUCGAGUACGCUAAAAAACGGACGCAAGCGCGCGCCGCUGGGAUGGUGGCGACCGCUUGGAUCAUCGCCAUCUCCAUCUCUCUGCCACCGUUCUUCUGGCGCCAGGUGAAGGCGGGGGAGCUCACCAUCUGCACGGUAAAUUCGGACCACAUCUUUUACACCAUCUACUCCACGUUCGGGGCUUUCUAUAUCCCCACGUUGCUACUCAUCGCCUUGUACGGGAGGAUUUACGUGGAGGCGAGGAAGCGCAUCUUGAAACAGUCUCCCAAAAAAGCGGGGAAAAGACUCACUUCAGCACAUCUCAUCACGAAUUCGCCCGCGUCUGUGGCUUCAACCUCUCCUUUACAUUGUGGACGGCAAGAGCUUUGCUCUGACACCGGCUCUCUGAACAGUGACAAUCAAAUUCGAGUAACGGUGUCCGAUUCUCUUCUGGAGAAAAAGCGAAUAUCGGCCGCGCGCGAGAGAAAAGCCACCAAAACAUUGGGCAUUAUUUUAGGAGCUUAUAUUGUGUGUUGGUUGCCGUUUUUCAUUUACACACUGCUGGUGUCCCUCUGCCCAUCCUGUAUGUUUUCUCCAGAACUGUUUGACUUUUUUACAUGGCUUGGCUACCUCAACUCACUCAUCAACCCGAUAAUAUACACCAUGUCAAAUGAUGACUUUAAAAAAGCUUUCCACAAACUCAUUAACUUUAGAUUUUGCAGAUGUUGAGAUUAGGACUGUAGUAAAAUAAACUCUGUUACAUGGGCCUCAUUAGAAGACAUAGCUGCCAGCUUUUAGAUCAAAAUUCAACAGAAUAUUUGGAUUUUGUUCUACUUAUAUUGCUUUGAUAGCUUGUGGUGGCAAAUAACGCAAAACUGUACACAAAAACUGCAUUGUCUUUAUCAAAUUACUUUAUCAAACUAUUAAACUGCUCUGACAUGCUCUCUGCCAAUAGCUGCCGACUUAUCCUAAAAUUAAUAAAUAAGUUGGGUUAUCCAUUUGCUUGUGCUUAAAUCCAGUAUGUUUUUCCUUAUGUUUUAUGACUGAAAAAUGUGUUACUUACAAUAAUGCAUGCUUAGCUACCUUAAA
Messenger RNA from Xyrauchen texanus (razorback sucker), 1509 nucleotides. RefSeq names its product 5-hydroxytryptamine receptor 1B-like. The record is from RefSeq and is a predicted model, not a curated record. Lineage: Eukaryota; Metazoa; Chordata; Actinopteri; Cypriniformes; Catostomidae. Gene Ontology annotation, cellular component: plasma membrane. The transcript has a single exon. Gene Ontology annotation, molecular function: G protein-coupled serotonin receptor activity. Gene Ontology annotation, biological process: regulation of behavior; adenylate cyclase-activating adrenergic receptor signaling pathway; bone remodeling. Bases 1 to 1149 code for a protein of 382 amino acids.